UUGAGAAGCCAUCUAGUCCAGCUGCCUUGCAGUGAACAGGGACACCUACAGCUCCAUCAGUGCUCAGAGCCCCUCCAACCUGAGAAACACCACUUGUCCCUGAUCUCCACCCAGACACUGAGACAUUGACCACCAUUCUCUGGGUACGAUCUCACAAACAGUUCCUCAUCCAUUAAACAGUCCAUCUGUCAAAUCCGUAUCUUUCCAGUUUGGAGAGAAGGAUACUGUGGGGGACAGUGUCAAAGGCCUUACUGAGGAACACGUAGGUGGUUAUAGUGGCUGUUUCUUUGUCUGUUGAUGAACUUAUGCCAUCGUAGAAGGCCACAAGUGUUGGUCAGGCAGGGCUUGCCCGAGGUGAAGCUGGUGAAGGUUGUCACGUAUCACCACCCUCUUCCUUGGCAUAGCUUCCAGGAAGAUAUGUUCCAGGAUCAUGUGGAUUGUAUGGAUUUGACACACACCAAGGUCUCUCUUAUCUGUCCAGAAAUAGCCUAUGUCAUCACGUCCUUGCUUUCAGUGCAUAUUUCUAUGCACAAAGCUCCUGUGUAGCACAGCAUUGCUGGCUCUGUGCACAGAGUGAGCACAGUGUAGUAGAGGUGGAAGCACCUGGAAUAUGGCUUUAGGUGAGAGUGUGAUGGUGUCUGGUAGGUGCACGAUGGCAGAAAGCUACCAGGAAAGAAAAAAUAUGUUUGUUUAACUGGAGGGUUUUCUUGGUUUAGUUUUUGUUUUGUGGAACAAAAUCAUGUCAAGAAUAGAUGAAGAUCUGAGCAGAGAAUCCUAGUGGGACUUGGGCCCCAGGGAGGGGCAGUGCCAUAGCACGUGUAGGAAGAUUUCUGUGCAUUGCUCCCCUUGUUUAGCCAACAUGUCUCAGAUACCAGCAAUACUGUUAUCUGGCAGAAGCACUUCUCCAAACUCCUUCAAUCAUCCUUAAUGACCAGAACAAGUUUUCAUCAAAAAUAGUCAUCCAGAAUGAUGUUUGUUUUCAAAAUAUAGCCCUGUUUGGCUGGCUGCACCAUCUUCAUCAGCUGAGGUGAGAUAAAAGGGCCAAUGGCUUGGCAGAAAAAAUCAGUUUUCUCAAGAGAAGCAACGCAUGAUCCAGAAGGGAGGCAAAGGAAACAGGCUUGCAAUUGUUUGGCUUGCGCUUUCUCUGUUCAGUGUGUGCUGUGAAGUGAGAAGACACAUCUGGCAGCAGGUGAGCAGCUCCACAUGCUUUCUGAGGGACCCUAGGAGAGCUCCAUGUCCCGUGGCUCCUGCAGCCAGAGGUAAGAGAGUUGGGAUGAGAAAUGAAUCUGUAGGGCAGGAGAAUGGGAUUCCUCAUGAUCCCAGUUCCAUUUCCAAACUGCAGCCAGGACUACACUCAGGAGCACUUUUCUCUGUGUGUCUGCAUUCAAUUCUCAUGAAAAGGUAUGUUUUAUUGCAACUGCAUUUUGACUGAGAAACUUGGAAUAGCUUUGGGAAGUGUCUACUUAAUCAGACUGAGAAAGUCACAUACUUUCAUUUUGCAGAUACCAGUCCCUGUGAUGGGUUCAUUUGAUGCAAACCAGCAAUGUAAUUUAAAAUGUCAAAAUGUUAAAGGAAAAACUACUUUGCGAAUAACUUUUCCCUAUCUACGUGUUGCAUUCCUAAAACAUCACUUGGAAUAUUUCAAGAUUUUCGAUCUAUAUUUUAAAUGGAAGUGUCAUCAAGAAGGGCAAGGUUGUCUGACCUUUAUCCCUCUGCUGUCCCACUACUAAGGAGCACAGCAGCCUCUGUAGCUCUCUCUGAUGGGGACAUCUGUGUCAGUAUGAAUGCCAUGCAAACCGUGGCCUCAGGUUUGUGCUUGAUUUGGUCCAUAACUUAGAGCAAAUGGCACCACAAGUUUGGUUUGUUUGAGGUUAUUUCUUUUAUUUGUUAAUGUGUACAAUCUGCAUGAGCCUUGGAGCCAAGCAAAGCAUGUUAUUCACACAAAUGCAAUUCUUCAUGUCAUACCUUCUCUCCUGCUUAGCCUUCCUGGUGCAAUGGAGAAUAAGUCAAGCCAGACAUCACGACAGAGCUCCCUAACACAAGGAGAGCCCCCUGUUGGCUUUACGCACAUCAGAUUGGAGGAGAAUGAGCCCAUCAAAUUCAGGACCAAGGAUUUCAUCCUGAACAAAGCCAGAGAGGUCUGCAAAUGCAAUCAUCAAACCAUCAUCACCUUCUUCUGCCACCUGUUCCCAGUGCUAGACUGGCUUCCCCGUUACAACAUCAAGACGCAGUUGCUUGGGGAUGUCAUAUCUGGGCUGCUGGUGGGGAUAGUCGCCAUCCCUCAGUCCAUCUCAUACUCCCUGUUAGCCAGCCAGGAUCCCAUCUAUGGGAUCUACACAAACUUCUUCAGCGGUAUCAUCUACGUCGCUAUGGCCACUUCACGCCACAACUCUGUGGGAUCCUUCGGUGUCCUUUGCCUGAUGAUUGGGCAGUCUGUGAAUCGGCACCUCCAGAUAGCAGGGUACGAUGACGACACUGGCUCUCUGCUGGUGGGCAAUGCCACCUCCUCCAAUAAUGGGACGGAUACCUGUGACAGGAGCUGCUACGCCAUCACUGUGGCCCUUUCCUUGAGCUUCCUGGUUGGUCUUUACCAGAUCCUGCUGGGAGUUUUACAGCUGGGCUUUGUGUCUGUCUACCUGUCAGAACCUCUUCUCAGUGGCUUUGUGGUCGGCUCCAGCCUCACCAUCAUCACCUCCCAGAUGAAGUAUCUCCUCGGGCUGAAUAUUCCCCGGCACGAAGGGGUGGGGUCCUUCAUCCUGACGUGGGUGGACCUUUUCAGGUACAUCCAGAACACCAAUAUCUGUGACCUGGUCACCAGCCUGGUUGCUUUGGCCAUCAUAAUACCUGUCAAGAUGAUCAAUGAUCGGUACAAAGACAAGAUGAAGGCCCCGCUCCCUGUAGAGUUGUUUGUGGUCAUCAUAGCCACAGUAGUAUCUCACUACUUUAAAUUUGAAGAGCGAUACAAGUCUUCAGUUUGUGGGGCCAUCCCCACCGGUUUCAUGAAACCCACCUUACCAGAUAUAAAGCUGUUUUCCAGCCUGGCAGUCGAUGCUCUGCCCAUUGCUAUUAUAGGCUUUGCUAUGACUGUGUCCCUGGCGGAAAUCUUUGGCAAAAAGCAUGGCUAUCCUGUUAGUGCCAACCAAGAGAUGAUCGCCAUUGGCAUGUGCAACCUGGUCCCAUCUUUCUUCUACUGCUUUGCUAGCUCUGCAGCCUUGACCAAGACUCUGCUGAAGGAGUCCACAGGGACCCACACGCAGCUCUCUAGCCUGGUCACCUCCCUGGUGCUGCUGCUGGUGUUGCUGUGGGUCGCUCCACUCUUCUACUCUCUGCAAACCGCCAUCCUGGGGGUGGUCACCAUCGUUAACCUGCGGGGGGGGCUGAGGGCAUUUUGUGAGACCCCACGCAUGUGGCAGCUGAGCAAGCUGGACACGGUGGUGUGGUGGAUAACCAUGCUGGCCUCCACGCUGAUCACUACAGAGAUAGGGCUCCUCGUGGGUGUCUGCUUUGCUCUGCUCUGUGUCAUCUUCCGCACGCAGAGACCCAGGGCCGCGCUCCUGGGCAAGGUCAGCAACACUGAAAUCUAUGAAGAUCAGUCUGCUUACAAGCAGCUCAGCAGCAUUGCCAACAUCAAAAUCUUCCGCUUCGAGUCGUCCCUUUACUAUGCCAACAAAGACUAUUUCAAGACUGCACUCUACCAGAAAACUGGGGUGAAUCCUGUCCUGCUGGCUGCCAGGCAUCAAAGGGCAGAGACCAAGGCAAAAGCAGACACAGGUAACAGGAAGAGCAUUAUUAACACUGUGUUUGGAUGCCUGAAACCUUCCAAGAAACACAAUGAGAAAUCACCCACAGACAUCUGCCUGCCCUCCAUAGAUAUGCACACAUUGAUCAUUGACUGCGGGGCUAUGCAGUUCAUUGAUACCACGGGUCUCUCCAUGCUGAAGGAGAUGCAUCGUGACUACCAGGAGCUCGGCGUCCAGGUGCUCCUGGCUAACUGCAAUCCUCUCCUCCGCCGCCGGCUGAGGGAUGGCGGCUGGGCUGCUGGACCACCCGGUGACCAACUGGCUUUCCACAGCGUGCACCACGCCGUGCAGUUUGCACAGCAGUGGUACCACGAGAAGCAGGAGAACAAGGAGAGAAGGGAUGCCGCCCUGGACCCUGAGGAGCUGAGCUUCCAAGCAUCUCUGUAAAGCUGAGGGAUGAUUUCUGAUGAGGGUGGGCUUCGCUGCAAUUUUAGGGUGGGGUGUUUGUUUGUUUUUGCAAGCAGAGCAUUGAAAAAUACUUUAAUGAACUGUCAGCAGAAGGCACGGAGUAAACGUGGUGGGCGCUGGGGGGCACGCGUGAGUCGCUCCGGCUCAGCGGCAGGAGGAGCGCCCUUAGGGGUGCUCUCUUUAAAGUUGUGCUAUAGAUAAAUCCACAUCCCGAGGCUCCUGUGCUCCCCAACCAAAUCAGGACCAAGAACCAGCACGGCUCCCACUGCUUCACAAAUGGACGCAAACAAACACUAUAGAGAAUAGGAAAGGAUAGGAGUUGGAAGGGGCCCUUAAAGGCCAUCUGGUCCAGCUCCCUGCAAUGAACGCAGCUCCAUCAGUGCUCAGAACCCCUCCAGCCUGACCAUGGGUGUCUGCAGGGACAGUCAGGUAUCUAUCCCCUCUUUGGGCCAACUGUGCCAGUGUCUCUCCUCCCUUAUUGCGAAUAACUUUUCCAUUAUAUCCAGUCUAAAUCUCCCCUCUUUUAGUUUGAAACCUUUUCCCCUUGUCCUAUCACAGCAGACCUUGCUAAGGUCUCUAUCCCCUCCUAUCCUAUGACCUGCCUUUAGAUACUGAAAGGUCUCCUCAAAGCCAGCAACAGCAAAGCACUUCCCUUAAAAACAAACAAGCUUCAGAAAACUGCAGGGAAUUUGUUCAUCUGACAGCCCUUCCUCUAUCUGCAAAUCCACCGUACGUGCUGCAUGUUUAAUACAACACUAUUCCCCUGACCACGUCUAGGAAACGCCAGCUCUGACAGCUACUUGGAGGCCCAGUGAUGGAGACUUGUAAAUAAAGUGCAUGGAAAAGGAAACCUGCUGGCUCUGCUCAGGCAAACAUUUUCUGGUGGUCAAUAGACUCCUUCAGGUGGGUUAGGGUUAGGGUAUGCCCAACUGCCUGAUGAACCCAGACCUUGCAGGGCUGACUACUCAGCGUGGGGUGUGGGUGUGAGUGGGGUGCAGCUCUGCAAGGCCCACACAGGCCACCGUGGCAUGAGGCAGUUCCCAGGGAGGUUGCAUCAGCCAUGGAGAGUGGAAAAUGGGCAGCUCUGUGAGCAGAAGAGGCAGAGAAUCUGCAGAGAGAAGCCUUGUGACUUUGACUUUGCUUCCUCUUUGGGGCAGCAGAGCCAUCAUUUUCCUUGAAAGCCCCUUUAUGAGGGAAACUGAAUUGUUUUAUGUAGGCUGUAUAUGUGUUUAUGAUCUCAGCGGGUUGAAUAAAGCCACAGGAGGAAGUAAAAUGGGUGCUGAUAACUUCUGGGCACCGCCUGCUGCGAGAUAGCACAGGUGAGGUUCCAUGGGAGCAGGGAUUCCCACUGCCUGCUGCAAUGGGAAACAGUGGCGUUCAGGCACAGAGGAGCUGUGAAAGUGCCAAAGCAACACUAUUACAAGGAUAAUUACCACUUUCCUAUCAGUUCCUAUGAAGAGGCCGUGAGCGGUAAA
This is a messenger RNA of Coturnix japonica (Japanese quail), 5683 nucleotides long. Its product is annotated as sulfate transporter-like. Gene Ontology annotation, cellular component: membrane. Lineage: Eukaryota; Metazoa; Chordata; Aves; Galliformes; Phasianidae. The record is from RefSeq and is a predicted model, not a curated record. Gene Ontology annotation, biological process: transmembrane transport.